AGUUCUUUAAUUAAGAGCUGUCAUUAAAAGCACUACUUCUUUUCUGAAAGAAACUGGAAAAAAACGUGUAAAAAGAAAAAUAAAAUGUUGGCUUCAUGGACAAGAUUAGCAACGGCUUGCGCCAAAAUUGGCCUGAAAGUGGGCCAACCCAACAAUGGCCAGGUUCGCAAUCAAAUGGGGAGUCUUCUGCAGUCUCCACGACAUGCCCGGUCUCUGCACGCCUCCUUGGGCUUGUGGGAUGACAAGGGCAAGCCCGAAGACUGCGAUCCGAAACCGGCGGAAUGCAAACCGGAACCGAAGGAUGAAUGCAAGCCGGAACCGAAGGAUGAGUGCGAUGAGGGAGCCGCUGGAGCCUCGGGAGGAGAAGACAAAAAACCACCUGAGGGCAAGGGUCGUGAGGGCUAUAUCCACGCUGUGAUUGGACCAGUUAUAGAUGUCUAUUUUCCGGAAGAGCUCCCCGAGGUACUCAAUGCCAUGGAGGUGAUCGAUGCACCGAUUGGUCGCCUGGUAUUGGAGGUAUUCCAUCAUUUGGGUAACAAUACUGUUCGAUGCGUGGCCAUGGACUCUACGGAGGGUCUGCGUCGUGGCCAGAAAGUGGUCGAUACGGGCUACCCGAUCCGUGUGGCCGUGGGCAAGUCAGUCCUAGGUCGCAUCCUGAACGUUGUGGGCGAUCCCAUCGACGACCGUGAACCCAUUAAGUCGGAAUUCUACUCCUUCAUCCACAACGAGGCUCCAGAGCUAGUUGAUCUGACCGUAAAGCCGGAAAUAUUGGUCACCGGGAUAAAGGUCAUUGAUCUCCUGGCUCCGUAUGUGAAAGGUGGCAAGAUUGGACUCUUCGGCGGAGCAGGAGUGGGCAAGACGGUGCUCAUCAUGGAGCUCAUUAACAACAUUGCCAAAUCCCACGGCGGAUAUUCGGUAUUUGUGGGUGCCGGAGAACGAACCCGUGAAGGCAAUGAUCUCUACCACGAAAUGAUUGAGUCGAAGGUCAUCUCCCUGGAAGAUGACACCUCGAAGGUGGUUCUGGUCUUUGGCCAGAUGAACGAGCCGCCAGGCGCUCGCUCCCGGGUGGUGCUUACGGGUCUGACGAUUGCCGAGUACUUCCGCGAUAUGGAUGGCCAGGACGUACUCCUCUUCAUAGACAAUAUUUUCCGCUUCACUCAGGCGGGCUCGGAGGUGUCGGCUCUGCUGGGUCGCAUCCCCUCGGCCGUGGGCUAUCAGCCCACUCUGGGCACAGACAUGGGCACCAUGCAGGAGCGAAUCACCAGUACCCGUAACGGCUCCAUCACCUCAGUCCAGGCCGUCUACGUGCCGGCUGACGAUCUCAGCGAUCCUGCUCCGGCCGCUACUUUCUCGCAUCUGGACGCCACAACUGUGCUGUCGCGUCCCAUCGCCGAGUUGGGUAUUUAUCCGGCUGUGGAUCCUCUGGAUUCAUCGUCUCGCAUCCUAGAUCCCGAUAUUGUUGGCGAGGAGCACUACAACGUGGCCAGAGCGGUGCAGAAAACCCUCCAGAGCUACAAGUCCCUUCAGGACAUCAUUGCCAUUCUGGGAAUGGACGAGUUGUCCGAGGAGGACAAGCUAACGGUGGCCCGCGCCCGCAAGAUGCAGCGCUUCCUCUCGCAGCCGUUCCAGGUGGCCGAAAUCUUCACCGGACACCCGGGCAAGCUGGUCCCCAUCGAGAAGUGCGUGGAGGGAUUCAAGAAACUGCUCAAUGGGGACUAUGAUGACAUUCCCGAAAUCGCCUUCUAUAUGGUUGGGGAUGUGGAGGAGGUCCUUGCCAAGGCCAGCCAGUUGGCUGCCUCCAUGUCACCGGACGGAACGGCGCCAGCGGCCAAGCCGGCGGAUCCCAAGAAGGACGAGAAGAAAGAUGAUAAGAAGGAGGAGGGCAAAAAGGACGAACCAAAGAAGGAGGAGGCCAAAAAGGCUGAACCUAAGAAGGAGGAGGCCAAGAAGGAAGAAAAGAAGGACCACAAGAAGGAUGAUAAGCCAAAGGAUAAGAAGUAAAGGCUUGUUAUACUAAAGCCUGGGUAAAUUUGGAAAAAAUCAGGGAAAUAAUUUCUUCCUGAUUAUAAUUAAGAUUGUUGCGUUUAUUUUGUUUUUUGCCAAGAAAAAAAAACCAACUGAAUAAUCACA
This is a messenger RNA of Drosophila ananassae, 2130 nucleotides long. It is a transcript of the gene ATPsynbetaL, whose product is annotated as ATP synthase subunit beta, mitochondrial. The record is from RefSeq and is a predicted model, not a curated record. The coding region runs from base 85 to 2001 and encodes 638 amino acids. Gene Ontology annotation, biological process: proton transmembrane transport; proton motive force-driven mitochondrial ATP synthesis. The transcript is spliced from 3 exons. Gene Ontology annotation, molecular function: ATP hydrolysis activity; proton-transporting ATP synthase activity, rotational mechanism; ATP binding. Lineage: Eukaryota; Metazoa; Arthropoda; Insecta; Diptera; Drosophilidae.